Messenger RNA from Electrophorus electricus (electric eel), 3221 nucleotides. Lineage: Eukaryota; Metazoa; Chordata; Actinopteri; Gymnotiformes; Gymnotidae. The record is from RefSeq and is a predicted model, not a curated record.
AUGCUCGCGGCCAAAACCUGCAGUGUCCUUCCUGUAUUCCACAGCCUCUUUGCUCUUGCAUCAGAGGACCUUUCAUACUGGUACCCACCAACCCAUGUGUUCAAGAGUGAGGAGAGUGUUACUGUCCACUACAGAGUCCGGUUUUUCUUCUCUGGCUGGUUUGGUCAGGGUUCUAAGGCGACUUACCGCUACAGUCUUACCCCAGGGAGAAUCUGUGCUGUGCUGGACUACUGUGUCAUUGACUAUCUCUUUGCUCAGUCCCGGAGCGAUUUCAUCUGCUGCCGUGGCGGUGUGUGUCCACCCCGCAGUGCAGUACAGGAGUGUUUGGGGAUGGCUGUCUUGGAUCUCUGGCAGCAGGCCAAGGAGAUGAACCGCAGUCCACGAGAAGUGUGCAAAACUAUCAGCUAUAAGUCGUGCCUUCCAGAGACGCACCGCGAGGACAUCGAGCGGAUGAGCCGUUUGGUGCGCUACCAGAUCCGCCGGAUGCUGAAGCGCUUCCUGCAGAAGCUGAGCCGCUGUCCGGCCGGGGAACGCAGCCUCAAACUCAAGUACCUGAUGGACCUGAGCGCCAUGGAACCCAACUAUGGCUCCGAGCAGUUUGCCGUGCGCCAAUCCGGAUGGCAUCAGUGUGCCGACGCGCAGUCCGUCACUGUGGUGAGAGUCACUGGAGAAGGGGGUAUCCAGACACGCGCGGACGACAGCCAGGAGUGGCAGACAUUCUGCGACUUCCCCCAGAUAACGGACGUCAACAUGAAGCGUGUUCAGGAACACCUCGCAGAGGGCCGGGUGGUCACGCUCACCCGCCAGGACGACAGAUGCCUGGAGGUGGAGUUUAGGACCCAGGAGGAGGCGCUGUCCUUUGUGUCCCUAAUUGAUGGCUAUUUCAGACUCACCACAGACUCCAGUCACUAUUUCUGCUCUGAAGUCGCUCCGCCUGGUCUUCUGCAGGAUGUGGAAAACCUCUGCCAUGGGCCUAUCACGUCAGAGUUCGCAGUGCACAAGCUGAAGAAGGCAGGAGCCCAGAAUGGCAUGUGCCUGGUCCGACACAGUCCCCGGGAGUUUGACAAGUACUUCCUCAUGGUGUGCCUACAGACACCUCUCGGGGUCGACUACAGGGACUGCCUGAUAGAGAAGAGUGAGAAGUUUCACCUGGCAGGAGUCCACAGCUCCUUCUACAGUCUGAGAGAGCUGGUCCAGUAUUACCAGCACAACACACUGCUGCUCUCUGACACCCCUGUUAUUCUAGGAAGGUGCUGUCCACCCCAGGCUAAAGAACUCUCCAACCUGGUCAUUGUCCGUAACAGCAGUGUGGCAGAGGCUCCGAGCUCUUCUCCCCAGCAGAGACCCAGACCCAGUCACAUCCAGUUCCACAUGAUCAGACACGAGGACCUCGUUUGGGGUGAGAGUUUAGGGCAGGGCUCCUUCACACACGUCUAUCGAGGGGCCAAGAAAGACCAGCGUGAUACAGAAACACACACCACAGAAGUGCUUCUGAAGGUCCUGGAUGCAGAGCACAAGAACAGCUGGGAGUCUUUCUUCGAAGCAGCGAGUUUGAUGAGCCAGAUUUCCCAUAAGCACUUGCUGCUGGUCUACGGGGUCAGUGUCCACAAAUCCAAAAACGUCAUGGUCCAGGAGUUCGUGAAGCAUGGUGCUCUGGACCUGUACCUGAAGAGGUCGGCCGUGUCGCUUAGCUGGAAGCUGGAUGUGGCCAAGCAGCUUGCCUGCACACUCAACUUCCUGGAGGAGAAGAACAUUGUGCAUGGCAACAUCUGCGCAAAGAACCUGCUUCUGGCCCGCGAGGGAGACCCCAACUCAGACACCUCCCCCUUCAUCAAGCUGAGUGAUCCCGGGAUCGGUGUAGCCUUGCUGGGCAAAGAGGUGGUUCUAGACAGAAUCCCGUGGGUAGCCCCAGAAGUGCUGGAGACCCUGGAGCUGGGGCAGCAGUGUGAUAAAUGGAGCUUUGGCGCGACUCUCUGGGAGAUCUUUAACGGAGGGGAGGUUCCUCUACACAGACUCGACCCCAUACAGAAGCAGCAGUUCUACGAGUGUCACUCUCAGCUGCCAUGUUUGGAGUGGACUGAACUGGCUGAUCUGAUAUCCCAGUGCAUGCAGUAUCAGCCCGAGCUGCGACCUUCGUCCCGUGCAAUCAUACGCCACCUAAACAGCCUCAUCACCUCAGAUUAUGAGAUUCUGCAUGCAUCCGGCACACUGCCUGAGAGAGCCGGCCUGUGGGGAGGACUCAGCAUGCCCAAACAGCAGCAACAGCACGACGUGUUUGAGGAGCGCCACCUGCGGUUUAUUUCUCCUCUGGGGAAGGGUAACUUUGGCAGCGUGGAACUGUGUCGCUACGACCCACUGGGGGACAACACAGGGGAGUUAGUGGCAGUCAAACAGCUUCAGCCUAACAAACAGGCCAACAUGGUCGACUUCCAGAAGGAGAUCCAGACCAUUAGCUCACUGCACUGUGACUACAUCGUCAAAUACAGAGGCAUCUGCUACAGCGCGGGUCGUCUGAGUAUGAGACUGGUGAUGGAGUACCUGCCAUACGGCACUCUGAUUGGCUACAUGGAGAAGAACAAACGCAACAUAAACAACAGGAGACUACUGUUGUUUGCCUCACAGAUCUGUAAGGGAAUGGAGUAUCUCCAGAGUCUGCGUUAUGUACACAGGGAUCUGGCAGCUCGAAACAUUCUGGUAGCAAGUGACACACUGGUGAAGAUUGCAGAUUUUGGCCUGACAAAGAUCAUCCCGUUUGAUAAGGAGUAUUACAGAGUGACCAAGUCUGGAGAAAGCCCCAUCUUCUGGUAUGCUCCAGAGUCGAUAUCGGAGUAUAUAUUUUCCCAUAAGUCAGAUGUGUGGAGUUUUGGCGUUGUUCUGCACGAGUUGUUUUCAUUUUGUGAAUUGAGCCGGAACCCAAAAAGGCUUUCCCUGCAGCAGCUGGGGGCCGACUUGCGAGGCCCCAUGAUGGCCGUUCAACUCGUCAACGUUCUGAAGGACAACUGGAGGUUACCCUCUCCACCACUGUGCCCGCCGAAGGUGUACAGUAUGAUGCUACAGUGCUGGUCCCUCAACAGUGAAGACAGACCUACAUUCUGCCAGCUCCAGGACCUGAUUGAGAGCAGCAUACAAGACGAAAGAGAAGGAUCUAAAGGAUGAAGCUAUGUCUUAAAAAGCAACGUGGACAUACACGUGACAAUCCGACAUUUACUUUUUUUACGGAG